AUGUCGCGGUCGACAUGGAGAUCGCGUCCAGUCGACGUUGGACGCGAAAGCAAAAGUACACGCGGAAACAUGUCUCGUCGACGCCAUGGCCAAAUGGAGACUAGCAGCUCCGUACAACACGUUGCGUGGAUCGGACCAAAUGGGCCGGCUCGAAAGUGGGCAAAGGAAGAGGCGAACGUGAGGUCAACCGGACGCCGUGACUGGGUAAGCACAGGCUCGUGCCGUUCAGCAGCAAGAAGCGCCCGCUUGCGAGGACAAGAACGACGGUCGGGCAGACGCGGCGCGAUGGGGCCGACGAUAAUGUCUGGAACGCCAGAGCGUAAAGUGGUUCACCAGAUGGCCGCAGCACAGAAAAAGGGCAAACUGGCGAACGAACCGAAAAGUGAUACAAACAGACAAAAAGGAAGAAGGGGUAUGUUUUUGCAGUAA
This is a messenger RNA of Protopolystoma xenopodis, 429 nucleotides long. Lineage: Eukaryota; Metazoa; Platyhelminthes; Monogenea; Polystomatidea; Polystomatidae. The record is from the annotation of a GenBank genome assembly.